ACUACUCUUCCUCACUAUCUUGUCACUCAACCAUGGCAAAUUCCAUAAAGAACAAGUUUCACCCUAAAAUCACCCUAAUAUCUCUCCUUUUGCUAUUUUCUCCUAUUUUGGUUAACUCAUCAUACAAACCUAUUUACAAUUUAGCAAUCAAUUGUGGCUCCCCAACAAGCACUUCUGGCUUAGAUAAACGAAUUUGGGUUGGUGAUAAUAGUGAUAACCACGACAUGUUUUCCUUAGAUGAACCAAAACCCACAAAAGUGUCUCUUGCAUUACCACCUGAUUCGCUUUCAAAUGCCGCAAUUCCAUAUACAACCGCGCGUGUGUCUCUCUCAAAUUUCACAUACUCAUUUUCUGGCAUCACUAAUUCCACUGUUUUUCUUCGUUUUCAUUUUUACCCAACUUCUUACAACUAUACUUUUGAACCAUCUAAUGCCCUCUUUUCUGUUAUAGUAAACAAUAACAUUACCCUUCUUAAAAACUUCAACCCUUUACUUUGGCUUCGUGAUGAGGAACAAAUCACCAAAGAAUAUUGCAUCCAAAUCAAUCCUAACGAAAAGAUACACAUAACUUUCAUUCCCAACAAGGUAAACACAUCCAGUGUUUACUAUGCUUUCAUUAACGGAAUCGAAGUUGUGUCUAUGCCUUCUUUUCUUUACUACACUAACCCCGACGACUCAAAUUAUCAUAUAAAUUUUCUUAGCUUUGGCAACACCGCGGCGGAAUACCAAAUUAAUACUGACAAUGCAUUGGAGAUGGUUUAUAGAGUUAACGUUGGUGAUAAUCAAGUUCCAUCAAGUGCUGAUACAGGUAUGUUUCGUAAUUGGGACUACGAUUUUCCUCGUUACUUGGAGAAACAAUAUCCACAAAGUGUAUUAGCGGAUUUGGUAGAUCAACUCAACUAUAAAAACAAUAUCAUUCCAAAUUAUACUGCACCAGAAGCUGUUUACUUAACUGCAAGAAGUUAUGGAAAGGAUGUGACCGAGGAAUAUAACGUAACUUGGAAUUUUGACGUUGAUUCUUCUUUUAUGUAUAUGGUAAGGUUACAUUUUUGUGAGUUUGAUUCGAAAGUAAACAACCAAGGCGAUAGAGUUUUUCAGAUUUUUAUAAAUGAUAUUUUGGCUGAGUAUCAAGCUGAUGUGGUAAGGUGGGGUAAUGGUCGUAUGGUUCCUGUUCAUAUGGAUUAUGCUGUGCGUAUGUUCUCUCAAGGAGGAAACUCUCAAAUUGAAAGAGUUAAUCUUUCAAUCAAGCUUCAACGACUACCAAAAACUAUGUUCACACGAUAUCGUGAUGUCCUACUGAAUGGAAUUGAGAUUUUCAAAAUAGGUGAUGCAAGUAACAAUCUAGCAGGAUUGAAACCCAAAUAUUCAUCUCAAAAGAAAAAAGAAUUACCAACUCCGCAACAAAAGUCAAAGAAAUCACACAUGGUCAUGGUUGUUGCUGCUGGAGUUUCGGGUCUCUUGAUAGCAUUAGCUGUUGUGGGAACAAUAGUUUUUGUUAGAAGGAGAAGAAGAUUUGAACCUCAUAUUGAAGUGGAAGAAAGUUCGUGGAAAUCAAGAAAAGAUGGUUCCUCAACUUUACCAUCCCAUUUGAGCCGCUAUUUUACAAUAGCAGAGAUAAGAGCUGCUACAAACAACUUCGAUGAUAUUUUUAUCAUCGGAGUUGGAGGGUUUGGCAACGUGUACAAAGGUUACAUCGAUGGAGCUACACCUGUUGCAAUAAAACGUCUCAAAUCGGGUUCUCAGCAAGGUGAAAACGAGUUCUUGAAUGAGAUCGAGUUGCUUUCUCAACUUCGUCAUAAUCACUUGGUUUCCCUCAUUGGAUAUUGCAACGAUGGUGUAGAGAUGAUUCUUGUUUACGAUUUCAUGCAGCGAGGUACUCUUCGUGAAUAUCUCUAUGGUUCGGACAAUGAACCUCUUACAUGGAAGCAAAGACUCGAGAUUCUAUUGGGUGCUGCGAGGGGGUUGCAUUAUCUUCACGCAGGUGCGAAGCACAACAUCAUACAUCGUGAUGUGAAGAGUACCAACAUCUUGUUGGAUGAGAAAUGGGUGGCUAAGGUUUCUGAUUUCGGUCUAUCAAAAGUAGGACCAACGGGGAUGUCAAUGACUCAUGUCAGUACUGUGGUGAAGGGUAGUCUAGGGUAUUUGGAUCCAGAGUACUACCUACGUCAAAGAUUGACUCUUAAGUCUGACGUGUACUCUUUCGGUGUGGUGCUUCUUGAGGUUUUGUGUGCAAGACCUCCUUUAAUGCGUUCUUUAGAUAAGAAAAACGCGAGUUUAGUUGUUCGUUUUCAAAGAUGUUACGAUGAAGGUGUGAUAAUCGAAGAGAUGGUGGAUCCUUUCAUAAAGGAUUCUAUAACGGAUGAGUGUUUGAAAUGUUAUUGUCAGAUGGCGUUGAGUUGCUUGCAUGAUGAUGGAAGUCAAAGGAUGUCAAUGAGUGAUGUUGUUGGGGCUUUAGAGUUUGCAUUGCAAUUGGAGAUGAGUGAGGAGGAUAGUAAGUUUGGUGGGACUCAAGAAAAGGAAAAAAGUGAGCAAAGGAUACAAUAUCCAAAGUUUGCGAGUGAUGAUGGGAGUGACAUGCGUUUCACAAGUAGUAGUGGUGACUAUGGGUCUCAUACCAGCAAGGUAAGCACCAUUUCAGUCACUAGUGAAGAUCAACCUUUGUUUUCUACUGAUGUGUUUUCUGAAGUUGGGAACCCAAAAGCACGGUAGAUGAU
Vicia villosa (hairy vetch) is the source of this 2713-nucleotide messenger RNA. RefSeq names its product receptor-like protein kinase FERONIA. NCBI's taxonomy places the organism in Eukaryota, Viridiplantae, Streptophyta, Magnoliopsida, Fabales, Fabaceae. The coding region runs from base 33 to 2708 and encodes 891 amino acids. The transcript has a single exon. Gene Ontology annotation, molecular function: protein kinase activity; ATP binding. The record is from RefSeq and is a predicted model, not a curated record. Gene Ontology annotation, biological process: protein phosphorylation.